This is a messenger RNA of Penicillium coprophilum, 5292 nucleotides long. RefSeq names its product glycoside hydrolase family 18 protein. Gene Ontology annotation, biological process: carbohydrate metabolic process. Gene Ontology annotation, molecular function: hydrolase activity, hydrolyzing O-glycosyl compounds; chitin binding. The record is from RefSeq and is a predicted model, not a curated record. NCBI's taxonomy places the organism in Eukaryota, Fungi, Ascomycota, Eurotiomycetes, Eurotiales, Aspergillaceae. Bases 1 to 5292 code for a protein of 1763 amino acids. The transcript is spliced from 10 exons.
AUGCAUCAACCACGUUCUUUCACCACGUUCUUUCCCUUUCUCAUACUUCUUCUCUCUUUUUCCUUGUUAGUUCUCGCUCAGCAGGAUGCUGUCUGUGACUCCGAGACCCCCUGCAAAGUCGGCUGCUGCUCCAAGUCCGGCAGCUGCGGCUUCGGCCCGGACUGGUGCAGUGACGAAAACUGCAUUAGCAACUGUAAAGCCGUCGCCGAGUGCGGUAAGUAUGGUGGCGACAAGAAAUGCCCACUGAAUGUUUGCUGCAGUCGCUGGGGGUUCUGCGGAACCACUGAGGAGUUCUGCCUGAAGACCGACGACGAGGAAAAAAGUUGCCAGAGUAAUUGUGGCCAGCCAGACCGCGAGAAAUGCUCCAAUCAGCGGUGGAAGCAGCGCCGAAUUGCCUACUAUGAAACCUGGGCAGAUAACCGCACUUGCGAUGCGUUCCGACCAGAGAAUAUUCCCGUCAAGGCGCUCACGCAUUUGAACAUUGCGUUUGGGGGAAUAAAGGAUUCGCGGGUCACGAUUAGCAGCACGGAUAUGAUCUCGCGAAUUGUAAAGCUGAAGCGCCGGAAUCGGUCGCUGCAGGUGUUCAUUGCGGUUGGGGGUUGGGCUUUCAGCGAUCCAGGCCCGACACGAACGGCAUGGUCGGACAUGGCGUCGUCAAAGGAGAACCGCGCAAAGUUUAUCAACAGUCUCAUGGAUCUCCUAGAGACAUUUGACCUCGAUGGAGUAGAUCUGGAUUGGGAGUACCCAGUGGCUGACGACCGUGGCGGAAAAAACGCUGAUUACAAGAACUAUGUGAGCCUUCUCCAGGAAAUGCGAGCUAGUUUCACCAAGCGCAAUGAGAUAUGGGGUAUAUCCAUGGCAAUCCCGGCCAGCUACUGGUAUCUGCAGCAUUUUGACGUUGCCGCGCUGGCAAAAGAGGUCAGCUGGUUCAAUCUCAUGAGUUACGAUAUGCGUGGCAAAUGGGAUCAGUAUAACGAGUGGACAGGCCCCUAUGUCUUUGGGCAUACAAAUAUCACCGAAAUCGAGCAAGGGGUUGACCUCCUUCGACGAAACAAUGUCAAUCUUUACAAAGUCAGCCUGGGAAUGGGAUUCUACGGGCGAACUUUCACGCUGGAUGAUUCAAAAUGCAGCGAGCCCGGCUGUGUUUUCGCCGAUGCGGGCGUCCGGGGUGAAUGCUCCGGUGAAGAAGGCAUUCUCACAUUCAAGGAGAUCAUGGCCCGGAAACAUCGCCUCAACGAGCAGCAUGAGUAUUUUGACGAGAAAACGGGAGUGAAGUACAUGGUGUACGACGAAACCCAGUGGAUCACGUACGACGACGCCGAAAGUUUCAAGGUCAAGCGGAAAAUGCUCGACGACGAGUGCUUUGGCGGCGUCAUGAUCUGGGCCAUUGAUCAGGAUACGCCCGAUUUCCAAGCGUUGGCCGGUCUUCUCGGCGACGAGUUCGUUAGCGACGCGCUCCUGGAAGGAGGCGAACUAAGCGAUGACGAGAAAGAAGAUCUGGUAAACGAGAUGGGCGGGCUGACCGGCGAUGCGUGUUAUGUUCCAACCGGCUGUUUUGGGGCCGAACCCACCAUUGAGGGAAACCCGGAUUGUCGAUCGGGCGAUGUAACAGUUGGCAUGGUGCAUGCGCCGGGUGAGUCCCUUCAGAACUUGUAUGGGGCGAUGUCCCACAAUGUGCAGACUUGCGCGAAAGGGACUUGGAAGCGGAUCUGCUGCCCGGCCAAGACACCAGCAAUCAAUUGCCGCUGGGUCGGAAGACCUGACACCGGCUCCAAGUGUACGGGAGGUAAAGGCGAGAGUACUUGCGGGACGGGGCAGUAUGAGCUUCUAACAGAUAGGUAUGCUGAUGAGCUUGGAGAGACCAAGUGCUCAAGUGGGUCGGUCUCAUUUUGCUGUGAUCAAGCGCCGGAGAUGCAGGACUGCCAUUGGAGUCCAUGUACGGUGUUUGGGACCUGCUCGACGGGAUACACGCAACCGAUCGCAACGAGGGGCGAUUACUGCGAGGAGGGAUCCUUCCAGAACUUUUGCUGCAAAAUAGAUUCCAAGCUAAACAACUGCGAUUGGGUGCCUGCCGUGGAAAAGUUCACCAGUGGAGAUGGCGAUGGACCGAACCUGAUAACUUUGCCAACAGCACAAGAGUGCUCAAAACGCUUCUGCCCAUCCACGCAGUUCACCGCGUCCAAGGCCAAGCUGCCAAAUCGAUCGGCUGGGAAACGGGGUCCUUGCGAUUGGGCGUAUCCGGGUCUUCAGCAUCGGUUGUGCUGUGACCCGGAUCCAGACCGGGAUCUUCCGUUCGAUUUGAAGAAGAUAUUCCCUGAUCCCAUCGGCGAAGACGUUGCCUAUCGGUAUACGGACAACUACGGCAACAACAAUCGUGACCCCCAUGGGCCCGACGAGACGGACGUCGGCGACGAUCCAUACGGAUUCAUUGUCCUAGACGGCGAUGAAGAUGCGCUGCAGGGGGAGUUCCCCAGCGACUUUGAGUUCACGCACGCCGAAGAUGGCACCGGGAAGCCAAUCAAAAAGCGCGAGACCCUCUCACGCGAUGACCCCAAUUUGAUGGACUGGGUCUUUGAGCACGAAGAGUCCCAUCAUCUCGUUUACUGCCGCAAGGGUCGGGAAGAGAACUGCCAGCGAGUCUUCCAAGGCGGCGCCUAUGAUACAAUCAUCGGGCUACCAGCCCAUAUUGGAUCCGGCCCGUACGCGCGGAUUGUCUCCAUGGAGCCAGUGAAACCGUCGAGUCUUUCCGACUUCCACAAGAUAAAGCGAUCUAUGGACAGUCACGACUCGACCGUGUACAACUUGACCAUUGACUACCGGUUUGAGCUCAUCAGCCGCGCCGACUCCAGGGUCAACCUGCGUAUCGACUAUACAAACCUCGUUCCGUACUGGGAUGAGAUGACAGGGGAGGAUUCGGAUGCCGGCUCGAAGAGUAAACGAGAGCUCCGCCGGGAGAAGCGCUGGUGGGGGACCUACUCCGAGUGGCUGAAGAAGCUGAAUACUGUCCGCGUGUCCGACGAAGGCAAGUUGCCGAUGUCGAUCCACAAGAAAAUGCUCCUCUACAGCCGACGGGCGCAAUGCGCACGUAAGGGUCUGACGCUCAAGGCCGGGCUCGACGUGACACUGGAUGCCAAGUUUGAUAUGAAUGCCCGGUGGGCCUACUAUGCACAAGGCACGAUUGUCCCCUUAAAUAUCGACACCGUCUACACGUAUUUCGAGCUGCAUCCCGAAGUACAAGCUAUACUAGAGAUCGAUGGCAGCGCUGAGAUGAUAUACCGCAGCCCCCGGAUCAGGAUCAUCGACACACUCUCCUACCCUGGGUUGGCUAUUAAGGGCAUCGCAGCGGUGGGGCCUACACUUGAUCUGUACGGACAGAUGGAGGCCGGCGCCACGAUUGCUGGGAAGCUUAAAGCGGGAGCCAAGAUGACCUUCCCUAAGUAUGAGAUGUAUUUUCCGCAAUCAGAUGAGGCCAAAGAUUAUCAAAAAUUCCCCACGCCCGACGAGAAGGACACCAAACGGGUGUCUGGCACUGACAUGGUACCCAUUCUGGAUGCCAGUGUGGAGGCGAGCGUCCAUAUCGAUCUCAUCGUCACUCCCGAGGUGAAUCUGGGGAUCAAAGUCAACGCGCCCAUGGUCAAAGGCGGCCCGGUUCUCGAUGCCCAGAUUGUCGGCUUCGUGAAUAAUACACUGCGCUUCCAAGUCGAUGCGGGAGCCAGCGGAGGAAUCGAUAACCCACCGGCUGCUUCAUACGACGUGUAUGUCAAGUACUUCUACAACUUUGGCUACGGCGGAAGAGCUGUCUUCAAAUGGCUCGGCGAGUACGCUUUGAAGCCAAAAACUCUUUGGAGCGGCAAAGGCAAAGAGAAGAUCCUCUGGGAACACCAUGGUUCGACCUCAAACACCAAGCGCAACACCCUUGAGCCCGACCUCCUCGGUGCAGAGCGAUUUAUCCCAAUCUACAACGCUACCGAAUUCCUGGAUGAUGAGUGGGAUACACCAUCUGGCCUCUUAGCACCUCGAUCACUGCAUAAGCGCAAGACUCCUGAGGAGGUUGCCGCGUUCGGCCUCAAUAAGGGCUUCUUCACCUGCAAUGACGGGGGUCAGUGCAAGAACGGCGGUUGUGACGGUGACUCCUGCGAAUGGAAGCCGAAGCCGUCGAGCCUGGCCCGACGCGCCGACGACGAUGACGGCGACCCGAUGGACGUCGAUUCCAGUCAGAGCUGCAUCAGCUCCAUCCCCGCCGUGAUGUACAACUGCAAAUACUUCCCGGAUCACCGAGUACGAGACCGAGAUAUUCCCGGUAUUUGCCAUAAUGUGCUCCAGUUCUUCACGGACGAGGGUCUAGGAACGGGCCCCUUCACAGCCACCUUCCAUAUGGGCAGAAAGGGCGCCCCAGACACGAAUCGAAAGUGGGUGUGUGGCGAAAAGUCCAAGCACAAGUACAAGUUCAUCGAUGAGAAUGGCGCUGAACAGGAAAGAGAAAAAACGUGGAAGGAUGAAUGCGUCGAUAAUUCACGGGUGCUCUCCAAGUUGACUGAUACGGCCAUCGGCACCAAUGGCAAUAAUAAUUGGCUGAGCUGCGAUGAGUUCCCUUGGAACGCGAUGGAAGAGGGCGGCAAUCCAAAUAAGAACAGCCGGAUGUGUGUGCCGGGCUGGCAGCAAAAUAUGCAAGGGUGGUUUAACGGCAUUCUGAAUAGCAUGUCGCAGGAGGUGACCUGGACCGACGCGGACGACGAGACUCGAACGGCCUCUAAGUCGUGGGGGAUUGACUGGGCGUCACAUGGCGUCUUAGGCUUGGGUAGCCGCGUGGACCGUAACACAGCGUGGAAUUAUGGCCGCGUGCAUGAGAAGAAGUUCACCUACCAUCUCUUCAACUCCGAUUCGGAUACCACCGUCACCGGCUCCACGUAUGAGGUCUUCAACCACAACCUCGCCCAGGGCGGUGACAAGAGCGACAUGGCUGAAGUAAUUGGCGCUGUGAAUACGCUAGGGAACAAGAAGUACUCCAUCACCAAGAAUGCCUUGUGUCGGGCUGCUGGCACGCAUCAGCACCCGUUCUGGAAUUCCGCGGGGGUCUCUAUGUGCACGGUCGUAUUCGACAAUACGGCCGCCGUGGCCAAGAUCAAGCGAGGCGAGAAGCCGACCCAAGAAGAGUUGUUCAAUAUCAAGAGUAUCGAGAUUGCGGAGAAUGAGCCCGUGCAUGAAAUAUUUAUUCCACUUGAUGAUGCAGAGCCAACUCUGUCGCCUCGAAGUAUUGGGAAGCACCGAAGACACCGUGCCCAUCAUUCCUAG